Messenger RNA from Dama dama (fallow deer), 5995 nucleotides. RefSeq names its product smoothened, frizzled class receptor (gene SMO). The transcript has 12 exons. Bases 1 to 2343 code for a protein of 780 amino acids. Gene Ontology annotation, molecular function: transmembrane signaling receptor activity; patched binding. Gene Ontology annotation, cellular component: plasma membrane; cilium; dendrite. The record is from RefSeq and is a predicted model, not a curated record. Lineage: Eukaryota; Metazoa; Chordata; Mammalia; Artiodactyla; Cervidae. Gene Ontology annotation, biological process: positive regulation of smoothened signaling pathway; smoothened signaling pathway; commissural neuron axon guidance.
AUGGCCGCUGCCCGCCUCGCACGGGGGCCGGAGCUCCUGCUCUUGGGGCUGCUGCUGGUGGUAGGGGGCCCGAGCCGGGGGGCGGCCUUGAGCGGGAACGCGACCCGGCCGGGGCCCUGGAGCGCGGGCGGGAGCGCGAGGAGGAGCGCGGCCGUGACCGGCCCUCCGCCGCUGCUGAGCCACUGCGGCCGGGCCGCCCCCUGCGAGCCGCUGCGCUACAACGUGUGCCUGGGCUCGGCGCUGCCCUACGGGGCCACCUCCACGCUGCUGGCCGGGGACUCCGACUCCCAGGAGGAGGCGCACGGCAAGCUCGUGCUCUGGUCGGGCCUCCGGAACGCCCCCCGCUGCUGGGCAGUGAUCCAGCCCCUACUGUGUGCUGUGUACAUGCCUAAGUGUGAGAACGACCGGGUGGAGCUGCCCAGCCGUACCCUCUGCCAGGCCACCCGCGGCCCCUGUGCCAUCGUGGAGAGGGAGCGGGGCUGGCCCGACUUCCUGCGCUGCACCCCCGACCACUUCCCCGAGGGCUGCCCGAAUGAGGUGCAGAACAUCAAGUUCAACAGUUCCGGCCAAUGCGAGGCUCCCUUGGUUCGGACCGACAACCCCAAGAGCUGGUAUGAGGACGUGGAGGGCUGUGGGAUCCAGUGUCAGAACCCGCUCUUCACCGAGGCCGAGCACCAGGACAUGCACAGCUACAUCGCGGCCUUCGGGGCUGUCACGGGCCUCUGCACACUCUUCACCCUGGCCACAUUUGUGGCUGACUGGCGGAACUCCAAUCGCUACCCCGCCGUCAUCCUCUUCUACGUCAAUGCGUGUUUCUUCGUGGGCAGCAUUGGCUGGCUGGCCCAGUUCAUGGACGGGGCCCGCCGGGAGAUUGUCUGCCGUGCUGAUGGCACCAUGAGGCUUGGGGAGCCCACCUCCAAUGAGACCCUGUCCUGCGUCAUCAUCUUUGUCAUCGUGUACUACGCCCUGAUGGCUGGCGUCGUCUGGUUUGUGGUCCUCACCUACGCCUGGCACACCUCCUUCAAAGCCCUGGGGACCACCUACCAGCCUCUCUCGGGCAAGACCUCCUACUUCCACCUGCUCACGUGGUCACUCCCCUUUGUCCUCACUGUGGCAAUCCUCGCCGUGGCCCAGGUGGAUGGGGACUCUGUAAGCGGCAUCUGUUUUGUGGGCUAUAAGAACUACCGAUACCGCGCUGGCUUCGUGCUGGCCCCCAUCGGCCUGGUGCUCAUUGUGGGAGGUUACUUCCUUAUCCGAGGAGUCAUGACCCUGUUCUCCAUCAAGAGCAACCACCCUGGGCUGCUGAGCGAGAAGGCAGCCAGCAAGAUCAAUGAGACCAUGCUGCGUCUGGGCAUUUUUGGCUUCCUGGCCUUUGGCUUUGUGCUCAUCACCUUCAGCUGCCACUUCUACGACUUCUUCAACCAGGCUGAGUGGGAGCGCAGCUUCCGGGACUACGUGCUGUGCCAGGCCAAUGUGACCAUCGGGCUGCCCACCAAGAAGCCCAUCCCCGACUGUGAGAUCAAGAACCGCCCCAGUCUCCUGGUGGAGAAGAUCAACCUAUUUGCCAUGUUUGGAACUGGCAUUUCCAUGAGCACCUGGGUCUGGACCAAGGCCACGCUGCUCAUCUGGAGGCGCACCUGGUGCAGGUUGACAGGGCAGAGUGAUGAUGAACCCAAACGGAUCAAGAAGAGCAAGAUGAUCGCCAAGGCCUUCUCCAAGCGGCGGGAGCUGCUGCAGAACCCAGGCCAGGAGCUCUCCUUCAGCAUGCACACCGUCUCCCACGACGGGCCUGUGGCGGGCUUGGCCUUUGACCUCAAUGAGCCCUCAGCCGACGUGUCCUCUGCCUGGGCCCAGCACGUCACCAAGAUGGUGGCCCGGAGAGGCGCCAUACUGCCCCAGGAUGUCUCUGUCACCCCGGUGGCAACGCCAGUGCCCCCGGAGGAAAAAGCCAACCUGUGGCUGGUUGAAGCAGAGAUCUCCCCGGAGCUGGAGAAGCGCCUGGGCCGGAAGAAGAAGCGGAGGAAGAGGAAGAAAGAGGUGUGCCCGCUGGUGCCACCCCCGGAGCUUCACCUCCCAGCCCUGUGCCCUGCCCCCGCCUCCAGCGCGGUCCCUCGACUGCCACAGCUGCCCCGACAGAAGUGCCUGGUGGCUGCGGGUGCCUGGGGCCCUGGGGAGUCCUGCCGACCUGGAACCUGGACCCUGGUCUCCAAUCCCUUCUGCCCAGAGCCCAGCGCCCCAGCCCCUACGGCCUGGGCGCAGGGCCGCCGGCAGGGUCUGGGGCCCAUUCACUCCCGCACCAACCUGAUGGAGGCAGAACUCAUGGAUGCAGACUCCGACUUCUGAGCCUGGAAAGUAGGACCUGCGACAAGAAGGAGGAACAAAUACCAUUCCAAGGCUCUUCUUCCUCCCUGAGAGUGCUUCUCUCCAAGUUCUCGUCUUCCUGAGCACCUGAAGGCCCAGUGCCUUCCUGGGAGAGCUCAGUGUGGAUGACUCACGGCACCAGGACUGCGGGAAGGAGCCCUGACAUCUCCACGGAUAGGCCUCACCGGGGCAGGGCCCUGGAGCUUAGGGUCCUUGAUUCUGCCCCAUCUGGCUGGCAGCAUUAGUCUCCAGUGGGGUCAUGUGUAUGCAGAGCCCCUAGUGUGGCGGUAAAGGUGCAGGCAGGGCUGCAUGGGCUUGCAUGCAUACUUGCAUGGGCUGUGGUGGCCAGCCCCUGUCUGGCAGAUGAGGGCUGGCUGCCCUUGUGUGUGCCAAUGGGUGCCCUUCCCUGGCACUCUCAGGCCAAAAGUGUUCAUUGGGUCAUUAUCCCUUUGUCCACCUUAGGACAGAGCUCCUUUCUCCCCUUUCCAGUUGGUUGUGGGGCUGGGAGUUCUUACUCCCAUAGGGGCUAUAACCUCUCUUAAAAGUGUCCAGCUGGCUCCACCAUAGGCCAGUAACCCACCCUGGGUGUUGUGGUACCAUCCUUUCCCCUUUCCCAUUUCAAUUCAACCAGGCCAGCCUCUUCCUGUUUCCUGUUUGUUAGUUAGGACCCAGAGUUGCAGCAUUUUCCACCCUGCCCCCAUGCCCUACCCCUUUGCCGCUGGGCUCCAUCUCCAGGUGAGAGGUUGGUUCAGCCAUAGAGCCUGGCAUGGUGGAGAAGCUGCGAGUGAUGGGAAGCCUCUGGGCCUCAGAGAGAUGCAUGCUAUCUCUCGGGGGAUGGAUCCUCUGACUGAGGAGCUACCCUUGGGAAGCUGCUGACACUUCAGCCAGGCAGGAACACUUCCUUCAACUUCCACAGUCAGUGGGUGAAGAGGUUCCCACCUCUCAUAACCCCUAUCCAAGGCCCCAGUGUCAAGAACCAGAUGGCAGGGAGCUUCAGCAGUUGUCUGGGUUCCAGAUCAGGGGGUAGGGAUAAGGAGACAAAAUAUAAACAGUAAAUAAAAAGUUUUUGUAUAAUCUAUUGAUGUGCUUCUUUCCAUAGGCCCCGUCUUGACCCACUUACCUGGUCAUGAUCUCAUUUGUCCUUCACUUCCUCUGCAAGCUAUUCUGCAAGGCCAAGAGCUCGGUUCUAAUGAGGUCACCACUGACAGAUGUCAGGCCGAUGUCAGCUUAAUGUGCUGGCUGUCCUUCCUGGCCAGUUGGUUCUAUAUAUGGACAAAGGCUCUGGCCACAGCUGCCUCACUGCACAUUGAUCAUGAGAUGAAUGAGCAAGGACAUGUAGCUUGUCCCUGCAGUGAUGACACUUGCAGGAAGCAAGUGUCCCCUGCUGGGGAGUGUAGGUGGGCAUGGAUGCUCAUGGCAAUCCCAGGCCCCCUCUGAGAACCUCUUGCCUCUACAAAGGAUGUCUGUGGGACCAGAUGCAUUCGCAUCCACAGCUUCCUCCCCUUGGGCUGUCAGAGAAAUUCAGGCUUUUCUGAGGGGAGCCUGCUAGUCCCACUUCCUCCAGAAAGAUGUCAGUAGAAAGCUGGGAACUGGACUCAGGGUCCUGUGGAAAGAAGAGGGGGUAGAGGAAAGGGGGUGGUACCCACGGACGACUCAGAGGGUAUUGUGCAGUAUUAAGUGUGCCUGUUUAUGGGUGUCACUCAGGUGAUGGGGACACAAGCAAUUUGCCUAGAGCCAAAUUCCAAAGGAAGAGGAAAGGGAACUAACACUGAUUAUCUACUAUGUACUUUACAUGUGUAUAAGGAUAAUGAUGAUGAUGAUGAUGAUAACAAUAAGGGCUAAUUCUUAUUAAAUGCUUGCUAGCUCUAAGCACUUCAUAUCUAUUAACCUGUGGAAUCUCACAACAGACCUCAGAGGCACUGUUAACACCCCCAAGACGCCUGAGAGAAAGUGAUCAUUCUGGGAUUCCAUCAGAGCUGCCUGGCUCGAGUCACCUGCCUCUUGGCCUCUGCACUCCGUGUGUCGUGCUUGUGCUUAGUCAUGCAGUCGCGUCUGACUCUGUGCAACCCCAUGGACUGUACCAAGCCAGACUCCUCUGUCCAUGGGAUUCUCCAGGCAAGAAGACUGGAGUGGGUUGCCAUGCCUUCCUCCAGGGGAUCUUCCCAACCCAGGGAUCGAACCCAGAUCUCUCACAUUGCAAGCGGAUUCUUUACCGUCUGAGCCACCAGGGAAGCCCCUGUUCUCUGCUGCCUCUCCUCUAAUUCAGAAGGGGCAGAGGAACUAGUUUUCUGUAGCAACAAACUUCAGAGAAGCAAAAUGACUUGCCCGCAACCUCAUAGCUAGUAAGUAACAGACAGUGGGCCCAGGGCCUUCCUGACUCUGCAGUCCAGACUCUUUCUGCUCUUAGGUCUGACUUUUGGUUUUUCCUCCUAUCCAGGUUGCCCAUGCUGUGUUCCCUCUGACCUCCCCACAUCCCCUUGUGCUUGCCCACCUUGCUUAUUCUUGCCAUCACUGUUCUUCUCAACAGUAGUAGAGCUAAUUUCUUUCUUUUUUUUUAAAUUGAAGUAUAGUUGAUUUACAAUGUUGUGUUAGUUUCAGAUGUACAGCAAAAUGAUUCAAUUACAUUUAUAUGUAUGUUUUUCAGAUUCCUUUUCAUUAUAGAUUAUUAUAAGAUAUUGAAUAUAGUUCCCUGUGCUACACAGUAGGACCUUGUUGUUUAUAAUUAAUAGUGGAUGUUUUUUUAAAUAGUGGAUUUUAUAUAUAAUCCCAAACUACUAAUUUAUCCUUCCCUGCCUUUCCCCUUUGGUAAUCAUAAACUUGCUUGUCUGUGAGUCUAUUUCUGUUUUGUAAGUAAGUUCAUUUGUAUCUUUUUUUUUUUUUUUGGAUUCCAUGAAUGAUAUCAUAUGAUAUUUGUCUUUCUCUGACUUACUUAGUAUGAGAAUCUCUAAGUCUAUCCAGUAGCUUCAAAUGGCAUUGUUUCAUUCUUUUUUAUGGCUGAGUUUUAUAUAUAUAUAUAUAUACACACACACACACCCCAUCCUUUUUAUCCAUUCAUCUGUUGAUGGACAUUUAGGUUGCUUCCAUGUCUGUCUACUGUAAAUAGAACUGCUAUGAACAGUGGGGUGCACGUAUCUUUUCAAAUUAGUUUUCAUCGUUUACAGAUAUAUGCCCAGGAAUGGGAUUGCUGGAUCAUAUGUUAUUUUUAGUUUUUUAAGGAACCUCCAUACUGUUUUCCAUAGUGACUACACCGCCUCACAUUCCCACCAACUAUAUAGAAGGGUUCCCUUUUCUUCACAUUCUCCAGCAUCUAUUAUUUGUAGGCUUGUUUUUUGGCCACACCAAUGGCUUGCAGGCUCUUAGUUCCCCUAUCAGGGAUCCAGCUUGGGCUCCAGCAGUGAAAACGCCAAGUCUUAACCUCUCAUUUGCCAGGGAAUUCCCUAUUUGUAGGGUUUGUGUGUGUGUGUGUGAUGACUGGUGUGAGGUGAUACUUCAUUGUAGUUUUUAUUUUCAUUUUUCUAAUAAUUAGAAGUGUUGAGCAUCUUGUGUCUGUUGGCCAUCUGUAUGUCUUCAGUAGUAGAGCUAUUUUUAAACCUUAUCCAUAGCAGUAUUCAAAACAAUAAAAAUGAUCAGUGUU